CCCGCCGCCGCGGUUCCCGCCUCGCCUGCUUCCUCCCUCCCUAGGUGACGCGCUCGGGUUUUGCCCAAAUUUGUCCCUUUCCUCCUCCCUUGCCCUGCGCCUGGCGCUCUCAGGCGCCCCCGAGUCGCGAGGCUGGCCCUUGCACAUCUCCCGGCCUCAGUGUCCCGGACCGGCUCUGCAGGGAGCGCCCCUCCGCGAUGCCCUUCAGGAAAGCCUGUGGGCCGAAGCUGACCAACUCCCCGACCGUGAUCGUGAUGGUGGGCCUGCCAGCCCGGGGUAAGACCUACAUCUCCAAGAAGCUGACUCGCUACCUCAACUGGAUCGGUGUCCCCACCAAAGUGUUUAAUGUCGGGGAGUACCGCCGGGAGGCCGUGAAGCAGUACAGUUCCUACAACUUCUUUCGCCCGGACAAUGAGGAGGCCAUGAGAGUCCGCAAGCAGUGUGCUCUAGCCGCCUUGAGAGACGUCAAAAGUUACCUGACGAAGGAAGGGGGCCAGAUUUCAGUUUUCGAUGCCACCAAUACUACUAGAGAGAGGAGACACAUGAUCCUUCAUUUUGCCAAAGAAAAUGAUUUCAAGGUGUUUUUCAUCGAGUCUGUGUGUGAUGACCCCACAGUUGUAGCCUCCAACAUCAUGGAAGUGAAGAUCUCCAGCCCGGAUUACAGAGACUGCAACUCAGCAGAAGCUAUGGACGACUUCAUGAAGAGAAUCAACUGCUAUGAAGCCAGCUAUCAGCCCCUCGACCCCGAUAAAUGUGACAGGGACCUGUCCCUGAUCAAGGUGAUCGACGUGGGCCGGCGGUUCCUGGUGAACAGAGUCCAGGACCACAUUCAGAGCCGCAUCGUGUACUACCUGAUGAACAUCCACGUGCAGCCCCGCACCAUCUACCUGUGUCGGCACGGCGAGAGCGAGCACAACCUGCAGGGCAAGAUCGGCGGGGACUCAGGCCUGUCCGGCAGGGGCAGGAAGUUUGCCAACGCCCUGAGCAAGUUUGUGGACGAGCAGAACCUGAAGGACCUGAAGGUAUGGACCAGCCAGCUGAAGAGCACCAUCCAGACGGCAGAGGCCCUUCAGCUCCCCUACGAGCAGUGGAAGGCGCUCAACGAGAUCGAUGCCGGUGUCUGUGAGGAGAUGACCUACGAGGAGAUCAGGGACACCUACCCUGAGGAGUACGCCCUGCGGGAGCAGGACAAGUACUACUACCGGUACCCCACUGGGGAGUCUUACCAGGACCUCGUCCAGCGCCUGGAGCCGGUCAUCAUGGAGCUGGAGCGUCAGGAGAAUGUGCUGGUUAUCUGCCACCAGGCUGUCCUGCGUUGCCUCUUGGCUUAUUUCCUGGAUAAGAGUGCAGAGGAGAUGCCUUACCUGAAAUGCCCCCUUCACACCGUCCUCAAACUGACACCUGUCGCUUAUGGUUGCCGUGUAGAAUCCAUCUGCCUGAAUGUGGAGUCAGUGAACACACACCGGGAGAGGUCAGAGGAUGCAAAGAAGGGACCUAACCCACUCAUGAGACGCAAUAGUGUCACCCCACUAGCCAGCCCUGAGCCCACCAAAAAGCCUCGCAUCAACAGCUUUGAGGAGCAUGUGGCCUCUACCUCCGCUGCCCUGCCCAACUGCCUGCCCCCGGAGGUGCCCUCGCAGCUGCCCGGACAACCUUUGCUAGGGAAAGCCUGUUUCUGCUUCCUGUGGCUGAGGUGUGUUUACUUGAUGGCCGGCCUGUCCAUAAAAUUAUGUCCGUUCCCCCCCAAAGCCAGACGUUGUACACAGAAAGCUUCAGAUCAAGACUUCUCCUGGUGAGAAAACUCACCUUUGAGUUUGGAGCCUUACAGUUUUGCAUCUGUGCAUGUCCUGCUCCUUUUGACCCAUGGCCUGAUGUUGGCAGGAAAGAAGUCUUCCUGCUGGGAGGGGGCCGUCCCCACACCUUCUAAGGCUGAACUUGCCCCUCUCCAAAGCUAACAGCGCCUUGGGCUAGACUCCCUCCAGUUCAGCAAAACUGUGUUCUCUGGACCCUCACACUUCCAUUCCACUGUGGGUCGCAGUGUCCAGCCCAGCCUGGAGGAAGAGCCCACAACUGGGGCUGUGGAUCCUGAAAUGUGUUAUUAAGUCACUGAGCUGGUUUUGGAUCUUGGCUGUUCUACCCUCUCUCUUGGGUACUCUGGGCAAGGUAGUGCAAUUCUAGGACUUCAGCUUCCUCCUCUGGACACUGGAGAUCUGAACAUUACGAGGUGUUGUAAUACUGUAGCCCUUGCAGAAUCUCUGGCACACAGUGAGUGCCUGGUGGCUGAUAGCUGUCACCGUGGGAAAGAUGGUGCCCUGGUGGGUACGUCCAGUGCGCUCUGGUUUGCACUCCCCUCGGCAUUUUGAUGCCGUCCUGUUCCUUCUGCACAGGCCAGUGGGAUUGCUUCUCAGGAGCACCAAGAGACUAGGAAGUGGGGGAGCCCCUGGGGUCUUACAGGUUGUGGCCCCAGGGGUCAUGGUUUCCCAGUAAAGUGGGUGAGACAGCCCAGUCAGAUGGGGCGCCCUGCAGUCCCCCCACUGCGGGCUGUACCAGUGCUCGGGGCCCACACACCAUUCCUGAUUCAUCCAUGUCUUUGAAAUUUCAAAUGCACACUGAAAAGAAAAUACUACUAAAGAUGUUUUGUUUUUCUUUUCCAACAUGUUUCCUCCUUUGCCCCCC
Rhinolophus ferrumequinum (greater horseshoe bat) is the source of this 2676-nucleotide messenger RNA. It is a transcript of the gene PFKFB3, whose product is annotated as 6-phosphofructo-2-kinase/fructose-2,6-biphosphatase 3. Gene Ontology annotation, cellular component: cytosol. The record is from RefSeq and is a predicted model, not a curated record. The transcript has 16 exons. Bases 198 to 1796 code for a protein of 532 amino acids. Gene Ontology annotation, molecular function: ATP binding; 6-phosphofructo-2-kinase activity; fructose-2,6-bisphosphate 2-phosphatase activity. Gene Ontology annotation, biological process: fructose metabolic process; fructose 2,6-bisphosphate metabolic process. Lineage: Eukaryota; Metazoa; Chordata; Mammalia; Chiroptera; Rhinolophidae.